Salvia splendens (bonfire salvia) is the source of this 1692-nucleotide messenger RNA. Its product is annotated as putative F-box/FBD/LRR-repeat protein At4g03220. The transcript is spliced from 3 exons. Lineage: Eukaryota; Viridiplantae; Streptophyta; Magnoliopsida; Lamiales; Lamiaceae. The record is from RefSeq and is a predicted model, not a curated record. Bases 124 to 1662 code for a protein of 512 amino acids. Gene Ontology annotation, molecular function: protein binding.
CUUCAAACCUCCAAAGAAAAUGGCGAAUCCUAACUCCUCGCAUCGAUCACAAUCCCCAUCGCCACUCCCUCACAUUCACAAAUCCUCCACCAGCAAUCGCACCGCGAAACUCACGAAUGAUUCAUGGAAACGCGAUCCGCCAAGCGGAAGAAGCCGUGCCAGAAUCCGCCGCCGGCCGACCUCGACGAUGAGGAUCGCGUCAGCGAUCUCCCCGACGACAUCCUCCACCACGUCAUCUCCUUCCUCCCGAUCAAGUCAGCCGCGCAGACGAGCGUCCUCUCCCGCCGCUGGAGAGACCUCUGGUAUUCCUUCCCCGAUCUCGAUUUCACCACCGCCUACAGCCCGCCGCACAUCGACUCCGCCUGCCGCGACGCCGAGAGGCGAGUGCGGCUGCACGUCGCGCGAUGCGCCGGCUACGCGGAUCAGAUCCUCAGCCUCCUCGAGAAGCACUCCGACGUCAGAGUACUCCGAUUCCGAGCGUCGCUGACGUUCUCGCGCCUCUCCGCCCUGAUCCGCCACGCCGUGAAGCACAACGUGCAGGAGCUCGACAUCGAGGUCUCCACCUGCGAUUACUUCAAUUUCCCGCGCAGCGUGAUCUGGAGCAGCACGCUGCGUUCGCUGCGUCUAAAAUCAUGCCAUCCUGGCUUCCGCCUGCCGCCUCUCGAGAUCAUGAAGGACGGAUUCCGAUCGCUCUCGGUUCUAUCUCUCUCGCGCCUAAUUCUGUGCGAUCAGCCGCAUCUCACGAAUCUGUUCACAGAUUCGUCGUUUCCUCUCCUUAAAAAGCUGCACCUCGAAGCGUGCUUCGAUUUGAAGCAUCUCAGAAUCGAAUCUCCCGCUCUCGAGGAUUUGAGCCUCGAGAACUGCUAUCAGCUACAGGAUCUGGAAAUCCGCGUCCAGAAACUGAAGAAAUUGAGAGUGCGGAGCUGUUUUGAUGCGUAUAGCGUUAGCAGUCGGGUGGAGAUCGUAGCACCUGAUCUGCAAAUCAUGUUUUGGUCGUACAAUGCUGUCACUGAAGAAUGUAUUCUGCAUGACUUGACUCAUCUACAAGAGGCUCUUGUAGGUUUCUACCUCCUUCCUGAAGAUCUUAGUGUGUCUAAGAUCAGAAGUGUGUGGAAUUUCUUAUCUGGAAUUUUGAAUUGCCACUCUCUCACUCUUGAAAGCCAGUGCAUCGAGAUUCUAUCAAAACACAAUCAGUUUGUAGGAUUAUCUCUACGUUCAUUCAACAAACUCAAGUACCUCGAGCUCGCCACCGCCUUUAACAAGCACAACAACUCCGGAUUAGCAAGUAUAUUCAGGUGCUCUCCCACCAUCCACACCAUAACCAUCAUGAUCAUUCGCGACCGCAGCGCCCAACAACAAGAAUGGAACAAGGAUCUGUGGCAGUCCACGAGCUCAGGCGAAGAGCGACACUGGGAGUCGCAGGCUCAGUCGCUGAGCUCGUUUCUCCAUCACCUAAAGGUGGUGAAGAUCCAUGGAUUCACAGAGUGUGCAAAUGAUGUAAGCCUUGUGAAGUUCUUACUCAAGCAUGGGAAAGUGCUGCAGCAAGUGUUUCUAAGCGCUAGUCUUUCCAAGGGCAGAGAUUCCCUUCUUAGAGAGAAGAUCAAAUCACAGAUUUUGGGAUUUUCUAGGGCUUCUUCCAAUGCUAACAUUGUUUUUCAGUAGUUCUUGAUUUGAUCAUAGAAUUCAUUUAUU